Molecule: messenger RNA, 2504 nt
Organism: Emericellopsis atlantica
Lineage: Eukaryota; Fungi; Ascomycota; Sordariomycetes; Hypocreales; Bionectriaceae
Product: increased rDNA silencing protein 4
Exons: 1
Coding region: 228-2399 (723 amino acids)
Molecular function (GO): protein binding
Source: RefSeq, a predicted model, not a curated record
CUUCCAUCCAUCCAUCCGACCAUCCUUCCACUGCGUCCGGCCUUCUCGCGUCAAUUCACCAUUGCUUGUCUGCCUGUUCUGGCGUCGUCCCUCGCUUCGUUCCAUCUUUUUCCUUUUGCCGCGAGCGUUUGCUUUACCUGCCUAGCGUCGUAUACGAACGAACGGAAAAACUAGUCCUCGAGAUGUGACACGGAACGACGAGCCCUCGGAUCCCCACGACGACGACCAUGACCACAAACCAGCUUCAUGGCCUGCCUGCAUCCUCAUCAGCGUCCUCGGCAGCCCUGCGCGGGGCGAGCCUAGCAUUUCAGAACAGCAACAAGUCUCGUGGCCUGGCAGCACCCUCGACGGACUCCCACGAUCGCGCGUUGGCCGCUGCGACAAUAAGCGCCCAGACAACAGGGGGCAGCACCACCGGACUGCCGGACAUUGACCACCAGCAAGCGCGCACCAUUAUCAAUUCCAGGCUGCAGCAACAAACUCAAUACCUAUCACCCAAGAAUGGAGGCAAAGACGCGAGCUUCAUCGCCGCCACACUGGCGGCGAGUAGGAGCGCUAGCCCGAGUCCCAGAGUGAGGAGGUCGCCGAGCGUGAAUACGAUUGGAUCACAUACGGGGUCGCCGUCACAUUAUGCACACAUGUCGCAUCUUGGAUCGCCUACCGCCACCGAACAUGUCGAUGCUGCGAGCAUUCCGCCUACCGGGAAUUUAAUCCGAAUGUUUGAGGGUGGUAGUCCUAGGAGAAGGCAUGGAGGUAGCGUCGACGAGGGAAUGAUUGCGCGCAGAAGGUCGACGCCUUCGCCGAAACGGGUCCAAAGAUUGCCGAGAGAUCCAUCCAAGGAGAGUCUAGAGGAAAAAGAGGAGGAGGCUGAUCAUAAGCAUGAGAAAGCCCCCGAUGUACCGCCCCGGCAGUCGGCCCGGCCAAAGACACCACAUCCAAAGCCGGCCAUUAUACAGCAGAAACCGACCCCCGAGAGGAUCAGCAGGAAACAGGACAAACCAUCGCCGGCAUCGCGGGCUCACACUCCCACCCCAACCCCGAAACCAGUGGCCGAAAGACAACCACGGACGACAAAAGAUGACACCGCGAGGGAUGAGGUCGAGAAGCCGAGGCCAAAGCCAAAGCCAGUGGACGCGCAGAAAAGGCCGAGCAAACCUCCAAAACCGGCAGCCGUAGACCCAAAGCCCCCCCAGACACCGACUACGAAACCAAUCCCGGAGUCCACAUCGUACAACAUGGCGGAGCUUCGAUCACCGGUACUCGGGCAAUCAUCAUCGACGCCUGAGAUUCAAUCUCCAGCACCUAGAAGACUGAACAAAUUGCCGUUGCCACCGCCCACUCCACCCCAGCAUUCAAAGACCAUCAGCCGGCCUUCCCCCCAGCUGCUAUCUCCAGGCGACCCUGAGAAGCGCGACUCGCCUCGGGCCAAAAAGCCGCAACCGCAGCCACCAACACCCCCCAAACCGCGAGGAAGCACCAGGGGCGUCAACAGGGCUGGUUCGCUGAAGCACGGGCUGGGCCGUAUAAAAACGAGCGAGCUGGACUUGGCGAGGACAUCUGAGACUGACUCACCACAAGACGUCUUUGUCUCGGCUCCGACCUCCCCCACGUACAGCUCCCCACCACCGCAACAAACGUCGCAGCGGUUGCCGUCGCCCACUGAAAGGGACAUUGGCCGCAAUACCCCGUCACCCACUCGAUGGUCGCAGCGACCGUCGCAGCAACCGUCGAGGAACAAUCUUGACCUUGACUCGCUCACGAGCGCCAUCAUGGCCGGCUCCUUGGCCUCCUCACGCCUCACACCGUCCAACACGGGCUCGACGAUGCCACCGAUACUGCCACAGCGCACACGGUCACCUCGUCUGCGCACCACGAUGCGCAAUACAGCUGCGCAAAGUUCCGAUAGCGAGGAUGACCGGCACAAGAAGAGUCGUCGCCCCAAGCUGCGAAGCGGGAAACAUGCCCACCACGAGGGUGCGCGGAAGAAGUGGCGCGACCAGAUCCGCCAACGGGAGCGAAAACGAUAUGAAGCGGUAUGGGCAUCCAACAGGGGAUACCACCUGCCCACCACGUCCUCCGGCACCAGCAGCAUCCGUUCCGGCACCAGAGACGGGACGUCAGCAGCAGCAGCAUCGUCAGUCGACUAUGCCGAGUACAUCGCCAACGUCGUGGUCAGGGACAUUUGGCGGCGCUCGAGGCUGCCGGAGGACGAGCUGGUGGAAGUAUGGGAACUCGUGGACCGGAAGAGGCGCGGCAUGUUGGACCGGGCCGAGUUUGUGGUGGGCAUGUGGCUCAUCGACCAGCGUCUCCGGGGCCGCAAGAUCCCACAGAAGGUGUCGGACAGCGUGUGGGCGAGCGCGAAUGGUAUGCUGCGGGUGAAGACACCCAAGAGGCAUUGACCGGGGGUUCGGCUGCAUGUAUUUAGAUAGCGCAUACCCUUGCUUGCACGUAGCAUAGCGUUGCUGUUUGUCUCCUGCGCGCGCUUACAAUUGUACAUUCACACU